Miscanthus lutarioriparius is the source of this 2079-nucleotide messenger RNA. Lineage: Eukaryota; Viridiplantae; Streptophyta; Magnoliopsida; Poales; Poaceae. The record is from the annotation of a GenBank genome assembly.
AUGGCCGCUGGGCGCCAUGGGGGUUACAGGGACUACGAGGCGAGGGAGCGGGAGCUCGACGCGGAGGCCUCCAGGAGGAGCAAGGAGCAGCAGCACCAUCUCGGCGGCCGCCACCGCGACGUGGACCGCCGCCGCGAUGGCGGGCGCAGCAGGGGUGGUAGAGACUUCGCCAACGGCCACGGUCGCCGACGCUCGCCCCCGCCCAGGAGCCGCCUCGCGGGAAGGCUUGGUGACCGUGAGCCUGGCGAGGUGCUGAGCGGUAGCGCAUCUGAUGACUCCGGUGGGAGGCCGCAUAGAGGGAGGGAGAAUGGCGUGCUCGGUUCGAUCAGGGAGGGCGUUGUGGCAGUAGGCUCAGGGAUCUCGUCGCCGAGCAAGAAGAGGAAAUUCUCACCGAUAAUUUGGGACAGGGAUAGCCCAAAGCCACCACAUUCUGAUGCAACCAGGGACAAGAAAGUGGUAGAACCUGUGCCUUCUGAGCUCCCUCCGCCACCGCCACUGCCUCCGCAAGACCACAGCCCACUGAGGUUAGCUGUGGAGAAGUCACCUAUGGAUGCAGAGCCUACUGUUGGUACAGAGAGUGCUUUGCAGUUGCCGGAACAUGAGGUGAAUAAGGUGACAGAGCUGGAAGAGGAGUAUCCAACAAUGAGGAACAUAUCGACUUCAAGAUGGGCGGGUGCUAAUGAUGAUGAGGAAGAUGGGGCAGCUCCAAUGAAGAAGAAAAGUGUUUCUCCUGCAGACCCCUCUGUGGCAGGGCAGUGGAAAAGAGCAAGUCCAGAACCUGGUGAAGUCUCCGGAGGAAGGACAAUGUCUAGGUCAUCUGACUCAGGGAAAAUGGGUAAUGAUGAGAAAGUAGAUUUUGAGGUCGAUAAAGAUGACUAUAUGGAUGUCGACAGGGAGCAUGCUAGUGACAGUGAUACAGAAAACCAUAUGUCAGAUACUGACUCAGACAAUGAAAUACGCAGACCUGAAACCCCUGAGCCAGAGAAGCCACCGCACAGGUGUAUCAAUAUGCUUCAAGGUUGCAGAAGUGUUGAUGAGUUUGAGAGGCUCAACAAAAUUAACGAGGGCACAUAUGGUGUUGUAUACAGAGCAAGGGAUAAGAAGACAAGUGAGAUUGUUGCAUUGAAGAAGGUAAAGAUGGAGAAGGAGCGAGAAGGUUUCCCAUUAACCUCUCUUAGGGAAAUAAAUAUCCUCUUGUCUUUGCACCAUCCUUCAAUUGUGGAUGUUAAGGAAGUAGUAGUUGGAAGUAGUCUAGAUAGUAUUUUUAUGGUUAUGGAGUACAUGGAACAUGAUCUUAAAGGUGUCAUGGAGACCAUGAAACAACCAUAUACCCAAAGCGAGGUCAAAUGUUUGAUGCUUCAGCUGCUAGAGGGUGUAAAAUAUCUACAUGACAAUUGGGUACUUCAUAGGGAUCUGAAGACCUCAAAUCUUUUGCUGAAUAACCGUGGUGAGUUAAAAAUAUGUGAUUUUGGACUGUCUCGUCAAUAUGGGAGCCCAUUAAAACCUUAUACUCAACUGGUUGUGACUUUGUGGUACAGGGCCCCAGAACUGUUGUUAGGAACAAAGGAGUAUUCUACCGCUAUUGAUAUGUGGUCGGUGGGCUGUAUAAUGGCUGAGCUUCUUGCUAAAGAACCAUUAUUCAAUGGAAAAACAGAGUUUGAACAGCUAGAUAAGAUAUUUAGAACACUUGGCACACCUAAUGAGAAGAUUUGGCCUGGCUAUGCUAAAUUGCCAGGUGUGAAAGUAAAUUUUGUCAAACAACCGUAUAAUAGGCUAAGGGAUAAGUUCCCAGCUGCGUCUUUUUCUGGGCGACCAAUCCUGUCUGAAGCUGGUUUUGAUCUAUUGAACAGACUGCUAACUUAUGACCCUGAUAAGCGUAUAUCAGCAGACGACGCUCUGAAGCACAAAUGGUUCUCUGAAGUUCCUCUGCCUAAAUCAAAGGACUUCAUGCCAACAUUCCCUGCUCUUAAUGAACUUGACAGGCGUACCAAACGGUAUCUGAAGAGUCCUGAUCCUCUGGAAGAGCAACGUUUGAAAGAACUGCAAGGGAACAUAGGCAACCGCGGGCUUUUUGGCUGA